AUGGAGAAAAAAAGGAAAUUGCCCGCACGCGCUGCCGCUCGGGUUGAACAGGCAGCGAAGAGGAGGAACACUACGCCUCCGCAGAGAUCAGCAACCCCGGCAUCCGCCCCUGAACCGGAGCCCACUCCAGUCGAGGAGCCUCCUGCUCCUCUACCCAAGUCUAUCACGGCCGGCAAGCCCCUGCCGACGGUUGAUUCGCCCCAACCAGACGAUCUCUCAAACAAAGACUACCAGAGCGUAACAGAAAGCGAGGGAAUAUUUGAGAAGUACUGGUCAAAGCCCACAAAGAGGAAGGGCGUUGUGCACGAAGAGCCAAACAACCCACCAAAGGAAAGCAUGACAAAGCUUGGCCAGGUGACGAUCACUGUCGAGCCGCAUGUCUUCGAGGCAACCAUGUUCGCAGUAAAAGAUCCGAAACCUCCGCCGCCAGCCCCCCCAGCGAGCGAACGACCCAUAAUACAGUACGGGCCUCCCAACGGAGUUAUGCCUCCCCCGUCUACCCCAAAACCCAUAACCCCUAGCGGGUCGGCGACCCCAGCUCCGGCACCGCCCCAGCCGCAGACUCAGUCUCAGCCACUAACCGAGACCAAACCCCUAACUCCGGUACAAUCACAUACUCCGACUCAGACACCGACCUUACGUACCGCACAGCUCGCCGUUGGGCAGCCCACACCUGACCUGACACGGUCAACCCCAACACUUCCUGCUCCGGUGUCGAGGCCGCCAGUUGCCUCGCCUCGGGGAAUGGAGUCAGUCCUGUCACCCGUCACGCCACUGGUCCCCCAAGGUCCCGUCCCCCAACCCCAGCCAUCACGCCCGAUACCCUCCCCGAGCACCACUGGCCUGUCUGGGGCAACAGUUCUGUCAGCCCCAGCUCCUACAAAACCUGCCGCGACAUUUAGCCAUCCCCCAAUGAAUGGCGCACCGACAGCGCCCCCUGCAAAUGCACCAGGAAAGCCGGCACCGGGCACUGACCCUAUCAUACUCACACUGGCGGAGAAAGCUGGAAUGGAUCCGCAAUUACGAGACCUGAUGAAGCGCGUGGCACAGGGAGAGGCAGCGAAACAUGAACUCGAGCGGUUUCAAGCAAUUAUCGACGCUAUCACCGCCGAAAGCAAGAGGAAGGGAAGCACAGCAGGUCCGUCUGCCGACAGGCUUCUGGUUGACGGAAGGACUGUGCGGUACUUUGCGGACGAGGUCCGUACCAUCCUAGAUAUUGUUUUAUCGUCGAACCCGAAACAGACUUCGGCCAAUCUGCAACCCCCGGCAGGCAGCGAUCCUUUGGUCGUCAUGCUGGUCAAGACAGCGCUUGACGACCUCCGCACGCGCGAUAUGGUUCGGCGCAUUGCCGAGAACAAGCCACAUUUCUCCGAUGCUACAGACCUCCAGGCUAUCUUAGAGCGCUUGCGAGCCAACAUCGUCAGAGACAGGGAGCAGCCCCAACAACAGACACAGACGCCAACACAGGUGCCGGCUACUGCCUCGCCAGCACCUUUCAAACCCAACAACACCCCCAAUGGCCAGGCAAUCCCUUCAUCACCAUCAACCGCCCAGCAGCAACAGCAACCUCCGCCACAACAGGCCCUCCGCUCCAAAGGACCACCGCCGCCGCCGGCGAAACCAGACAUUUCAGCCAUCGUCUUGGAGUUCGCCGGCGGGACAGGCGACAGGUACCUGUUCCCCAAAUUCAGCCUGCUUGAAUACGUGCCCGUCGCUUCGGGCCAGCAGGUAAUAGCGUCCUUUUUGCUCGUGCGCAAGGGGAGCAAGGCCGAGUACCCAAUGGCAGACCCUGAGCUGGAUUACUAUCAGCCGGUGACGAUAAGACUGUUCACCCACACGGGCCGGCACCUAGAGCACCUCGCGCGGGUGGUGGCGCCGCGCGAAGAGGUGCUUCGCUACAUGGACGAUGUCAUGAGCAAAAUGACACGGGCAGAGUAUGUCCUCCUCGCAAUGAGGUUGCCCAGGAGUGAGGCGUCGGCGACGGGGCACGAGGACGAUAAGGAUACGGGCAAGGAAAAAGAAAAGGAUAAAGAAAAGGAGGUCAAUGGGGCAUCCGUAAAGGGAGCUGAGGAUGGAACGCCGAUUGAGCAACAGCAGCAGCAGCAAGAGAAACCUUUCCAGCAGCCCGGGGUGCUGUGGAAGACGAAGCCACUGCCGAAACCCGAGAUGAGGGAUUUGCCGCCAAGGUCGAAAACGGGGACCUAUGGCAAGUUAGCGCCGGCGAUGGAUGAAGAUACCCAGUACCAGGGGUUCAUCAAGUCGAUAAGUCGCAAGGAGGCCGAGGCAUGA
Canariomyces notabilis is the source of this 2289-nucleotide messenger RNA. RefSeq lists its product as uncharacterized. The coding region runs from base 1 to 2289 and encodes 762 amino acids. The transcript is spliced from 2 exons. Gene Ontology annotation, cellular component: Swr1 complex. Gene Ontology annotation, molecular function: ATP-dependent H2AZ histone chaperone activity. The record is from RefSeq and is a predicted model, not a curated record. Gene Ontology annotation, biological process: chromatin remodeling. Lineage: Eukaryota; Fungi; Ascomycota; Sordariomycetes; Sordariales; Chaetomiaceae.